GGAGACCCUUUUUUGGGGUUUCUUGCUAGUUGGAGACCUGUGUUCUUCGGACCCCCCCCACCUGGUCGGAGGACGUGAUGUUGGUCGGUCGUGGUGUUUGGCACAGUGGCAAGGCUUACGCUCGCAGUUCUGGUUCGAGCAUCAGAGACGUGUCCAAUAGAUUUCAAACAUGAGAGGCCGAACUGCUCUGUGGCAUCGAACGAGAACUCCAAGGAAGUCACGAGCAACACGUUGAAGGUCAGUGCACAAGAUCCGAUGGUGGGACCCGUGGGACCUGGGACUCAUCGUAUCAUACGAAGCGCACGCAGUCCAUCAUCUUUUCCAACUUGUGGGACUUAUACUAAGCUGUUUUCUCUUUUUUCCGAUUUCGAUGCAAGAAACUCAAUUCAAGCGUCAAGGCUCCUCGUUUCUGCCCAGUCCUGGUCUGAUUUUUGGGACCAAUUCCUACCUGGCUGUUGGUUUGACAAAAGAGCCUGGUGACCCCUGGCUUUCAGGAGAUACAGUAGCAGAUUCUGCACAGGUCAAGGCAGCAUGUUCUGGUCUAGGCACAUGAGGAUCGAUGUCUAUCUGCCAAGCGGACAGUGUGCAUCGCUGUCGCUGCCACCAGACGCCACGGUUAGUGAGCUGAAAGCAGCGGCGCAGAAGCACUUCAACUUGUACUUUCUCCGGCUGACACUGGACGGAGAGUGCUUGGAGAUCCGCAAAACGCUGCAGGAUGUCGGGCUGAACGAUGGCGACAUGGUUUCUGCUUUGGUGCAAGCGCCCAAGCUGGCAGCAGGGCGAUGGGCCAAAGCCUUUGCCCUGAUCGAUCGGAAGGGCACGGUGCUCACCUGGGGCCACCCGGGCUGCGGGGGCGAUAGCUCGGACGUGCGUGGUUUGCUGCGGAACGUGUUGCAGGUCAAGGCCUCCAGUGGUGCGAGGGCAGCCCUGCGCGCCGACGGCCGCGUGGUCGCCUGGGGCGAAGCUAGUCUGGGUGGUUCUUCUGAAGAGGUUCAAGACAUUCUGCGCAAUGUCAAGCAGAUUCAGUCCUCCGAGCGAGGUUUUGCCGCAAUACUUGAGGACGGCGGUGUGGUGUCUUGGGGCUGGGCGGGUGACCUGAACGGCAUCGAAGAUCAGCUACAUGAUGUGGAGCACCUUGAGGCCUCGGCGGCGGCCUUCGCUGCUCUACGGGCCGAUGGGCAAGUGCUUUGCUGGGGGCCUCAAUCCAUGGGAGGCGAUGCCAGCGCGGUGCAACAUCAGCUCAAGGAGGUCCAACAGGUUUGUGCCUCGAACUGGGCCUUUGCGGCGCGGCGGCGAGAUGGCUCCGUCGUGACGUGGGGGGAUGCAGACUUGGGCGGCGAUAGCAGCCAGGUGCAGGAGCAGCUGCGAGGUGUCACCUGCUUGAAAGCCACUGCCUGGGCCUUCGCAGCCAUACGGGAAGAUGGAAGUGUGGUCACUUGGGGUGACGCCAUGCGCGGGGGCGACAGCAGCCGGGUGCAAGCGCAGCUGCGUUCGGUCCAGCAAAUCGCGGCCACGGCCAACGCCUUCGCGGCGAUCUUGGCGGAUGAGACCGUGGUCACCUGGGGCGAUCAGGACUCCGGUGGUGACAGCGCCGCGGUCCGCACCGAGCUGCGGCACGUGCAGCACAUCGCAGCCUCCAACGGCGCCUUCGCCGCCUUGCGGAGCGACGGCUCGGUCGUGACCUGGGGCGAUGCGGACUACGGUGGCGACUCGGGGGACGUUCAGGACCAGCUGAGGCACGUGCAGCAGAUCGAGGCGACGGACGGCGCCUUCGCGGCCAUCGCGGGCAUUGGCGUGGUGACCUGGGGCUUCGCGCCCUCGGGGGGCGACUGUCGAAGAAUCCAGAAGCAGUUGAUGGCGCUUUGAGCGUGGCGAUGGAUGGCGACUCGGUGGCGAUGGACGGCCGUGGUGCGACGUGGGAGCUGGUUUUCCCUCCCUGCCAGCGAUGUGUAUGGCGCUGACGUGUUGGUCGCCGAAGACUGAUGUCAGUGAGUGACUAAGUAGGCGAGGCGGAGUACGGGACAUCUCAAAAAGACGGAGGCAUGAGGCAGCUGAAUGUGGAUUCUUGCCC
Molecule: messenger RNA, 2071 nt
Organism: Durusdinium trenchii
Lineage: Eukaryota; Dinophyceae; Suessiales; Symbiodiniaceae
Source: the annotation of a GenBank genome assembly